Molecule: messenger RNA, 420 nt
Organism: Trypanosoma grayi
Lineage: Eukaryota; Euglenozoa; Kinetoplastea; Trypanosomatida; Trypanosomatidae
Exons: 1
Coding region: 1-420 (139 amino acids)
Source: RefSeq, a predicted model, not a curated record
AUGUGUGUGGUCAAGCCAAUUUCAAGCACAGCAUGCAUUGCAUUGCCUUCCGCUGCUGUGGUGGCAGUGAGUCUUUUUCCACCCGGCUUAUUUUUGGGGGCUUCUGUGGUUUGGGAUGUGUCCUCUCUUUGGUGUUUCGGAGGCUGUGAUAAUGCUUCUGUGAGUUCUCCCUGGUUUAUUGCAUCGGCUGUUGGUGAGGGGGUACUCUCCCUCUCAUGCCUGAAGAGGCUCUGUGUGGCACUGUCCGUUUUCUUGUGCCGCUUCAGCCGGUCCGUCAGGGUGGUUGUAUUUGAUGUGGGUGGCCAUUCCUCCAGCGUUGCCGGUGGUGCACACGUACGAGGAGCGGCAGGGGCAAUACUACGUCCCGGCAAGACGCUUCUGGUCCUGGCGCUGUGCGAUGCCGUGAGCCUGGCGCUGUAG